UUGUAUAUGAUGUUACAUUUUUAUGAACGCACAUAUUUUUUCAACGUGCUCACAUUUAACCAUUUUACUGCUUCAAUCUUUGGCCACCGUAUUACUUCUAUACGGUGCUUUGGCAAAAUGAGAAACACGAUGGACGUAGUAGACACAGAUGUUGAAAAUGAACUGCAAAAUAAAUGUAGGAGUUGCCUGACAGUUUUAGGAGACGAUAUGUACAAUUUAUUUGAAAAAUUUGAUCAAGAUUUGUCCUUGUGUGAUAUAUUCAAGAUGACAAUGAAUUUUGAGGUGGAAGAUGAUGGUUUACCCAGAUGUUUUUGCAAAAAAUGCGCCAAUGUUAUGGUGGAUUUUCAUAAUUUUAAAAACAUGUAUCAAGAGAAUAAUCUGUACCUGAAGUCUGUUCUUGCAAAUGAUAUAAUGAAAUCACCAGAGAACCAUAUAAAGCAGGAAGAGGAAAAUAGAGAAGAAUAUACUUUUCUUCCUGAAAGUGAGUGUAUUCUUGUUAUCGAUGACAUAAUUGCAUCCUCACAUACAGAAGAUAAUUCACAAUCUGAGGAUGAAAAGGAAAUGAAAAAGUCUAAUUUGAAAAAUUCAGACCAGCAGGAACAUCAAUCUGCUGGACUAAAAUAUGAAACAAUAAGUAUUCAGAAAUCUGAACAAUCUAAGGAACCAGUGGUGAAUUUAGGUGAUGGCAAAAAAACAAAGUCUAUUGAACAGCAUAUAUAUUUCAAUGAAGAUGAAUGUGUAUUAUUAAUCGACAGUAACAAAGUGGUAGAGGCAGGUUCGAAAUACGAAAAUUUUCAACACGCUAAAUACAGAUGUACACAUUGCAAUGAUUAUUUUUUGAAUAAAAGUUGCUUCAUCAAGCACAUGAGUGAGGAUCAUCAAGUAAUUCCUGAUUACGAUGAAAAGGUUUGGAAGAACAUGAGAUUAACACCUUCGAUAACUACACCUUUACUGAACAUUCAUGACGGUAGUGUUUAUUUGUUUUGUAAAGUAUGUGAAAUGGAAUUUGCCGACCUCCCAGAGUUGCAGGAACAUCUGCAAAACCACACGCUUUUCCUUUGUCACAUCUGUGGAAUGAGUUUUAAAAGAAAAAGUACUUUUGAGGACCAUUCUGGUAUACAUGCUUCUAGUAAAUUGUAUCCCUGCCCAAUUUGUAAUAAAAGGUUCUCUCGAAAAUCUGUUAUGUUGAGUCACAAGAAAAAACACAUCAGUCCAAGACAAUAUGUGUGUGAACAUUGUGGUAAACGAUUCAACGAGAAUGGUAGUCUCAAUUUGCACAAAAAAUGUGUUCAUUUGAAACAAAGAAAUUUUCACUGUUCUGUUUGUAAUCUCUCUUUUCCUCUCAAAGCAACAUUGCAAAAACACAUUCGGAGGCGUCACACAAUUAGAGAAAAGACAUUCGUUUGCAGCAUUUGCAAUAGCUCCUUUGCCGAAAGGGCCGCAAUGUUGAGGCACUUCUCCAAACAUUUGGAUAGCGAGAGGUACACUUGUAGUGUGUGUCAGAGAGAAUACGCAUAUAAGUAUAGUUUAAUGAA
Leptinotarsa decemlineata (Colorado potato beetle) is the source of this 1535-nucleotide messenger RNA. RefSeq lists its product as uncharacterized. Gene Ontology annotation, biological process: regulation of gene expression. Gene Ontology annotation, cellular component: nucleus. Lineage: Eukaryota; Metazoa; Arthropoda; Insecta; Coleoptera; Chrysomelidae. The record is from RefSeq and is a predicted model, not a curated record. Gene Ontology annotation, molecular function: zinc ion binding.